AUAAUAUUAUUUUUCUUCUAAGAAAAUUUUAAAUCGUACCAUUAAUCAAAAUUUAAAUGGUAACAAAUUCUGCAUACAUUCGUUUUUUGUUUUGGAAAUUAAGUAACAGAUAGAGAUGUCCAGUGAGGCCGAUCCUCUGUACAAUCGUGUGACGGAGCGGGUGGCGAUGGCUGCCGAGCUGUUGGCGGUCCUGGAGGACUCCGACCGGUACUGGAGCAGCCAGGUGAGGGUCCUGGAGGAACAGUUGGCCCUGAGUCUGGGACUCACCAAGCCGGCCUUUGACACACUCUACUACCAGGUCCUGGGGACUAUUCAACCGGGUACUCAGUCUACCGUUCCAGGACUAAAUCAAAGGCCUUUGACUCAGAGCCGAUUGAGAUAUCGACCUCCUGCGAGAUCUUCCAGCCAACAAGGGAGACCAUCAACUUCCCACUUCUAGCGGUGACCCUCACUGAUUUGCUCUACUCGAGCAAUUUACUGUUCAACUUACGCUGACAAAUAUAACAUUAGUUGUCUAAUAA
Molecule: messenger RNA, 521 nt
Organism: Homalodisca vitripennis (glassy-winged sharpshooter)
Lineage: Eukaryota; Metazoa; Arthropoda; Insecta; Hemiptera; Cicadellidae
Exons: 3
Coding region: 116-439 (107 amino acids)
Source: RefSeq, a predicted model, not a curated record